This is a messenger RNA of Ochotona curzoniae (black-lipped pika), 899 nucleotides long. RefSeq names its product HRas proto-oncogene, GTPase (gene HRAS). Gene Ontology annotation, biological process: cellular senescence; Ras protein signal transduction. Lineage: Eukaryota; Metazoa; Chordata; Mammalia; Lagomorpha; Ochotonidae. Bases 97 to 666 code for a protein of 189 amino acids. Gene Ontology annotation, molecular function: GTP binding; GDP binding; GTPase activity. The record is from RefSeq and is a predicted model, not a curated record. The transcript is spliced from 6 exons. Gene Ontology annotation, cellular component: plasma membrane.
UGCAGCCCGCGCCCGCCCGCGCCCCGGCCCCGGCCCCGGCUGCGGGGGCAGUCGCGCCCGUGAGCGGUGGGGCAGGAGGCUCCGCGGCGAGGAGCGAUGACGGAGUAUAAGCUGGUGGUCGUGGGCGCCGGGGGCGUGGGCAAGAGCGCGCUGACCAUCCAGCUAAUCCAGAACCACUUUGUGGACGAAUAUGACCCCACCAUAGAGGACUCAUACCGGAAGCAGGUGGUGAUCGACGGGGAGACGUGCUUGCUGGACAUUCUGGACACGGCUGGCCAGGAGGAGUACAGCGCCAUGCGGGAUCAGUACAUGCGCACGGGAGAGGGCUUCCUUUGCGUGUUUGCCAUCAACAACACCAAAUCCUUCGAGGACGUCCACCAGUACAGGGAGCAGAUCAAGAGGGUGAAGGACUCGGACGACGUGCCCAUGGUGCUGGUGGGGAACAAAUGUGACUUGGCGGCACGCACAGUGGAGUCCCGGCAGGCCCAGGAACUGGCCCGCAGCUACGGCAUCCCCUACAUUGAGACGUCGGCCAAGACCCGGCAGGGCGUGGAGGACGCCUUCUACACACUGGUGCGUGAGAUCAGGCAGCAUAAACUACGCAAGCUGAACCCGCCUGAGGAGGGUGGCCGCGGCUGCCUGAGUUGCAAGUGCGUGCUGUCCUGAGCAGUGCAGUCACAGGCUGUGGAGCUCCCGGACACAGGAAACAGGUGUGGGCAGAAGGAAGGUCCUGCUGGAGCCCUGCCUGCCUGGGGACAGUGGACAGAGGUGCCCUGGUGGUCACAUCCCAUGGACUCUCAAACUGUUCCUGAGUCCCUGGCCCCCUACCCCCAAUGGCUCCUGGCCCCAUGAGGGCCCCAUCGGUGGGUUGAAGUCGCAGUAAAUUAUUUGUCGGUCCC